Messenger RNA from Marchantia polymorpha subsp. ruderalis, 454 nucleotides. The record is from the annotation of a GenBank genome assembly. Lineage: Eukaryota; Viridiplantae; Streptophyta; Marchantiopsida; Marchantiales; Marchantiaceae.
AUUUCAUGUUAAUUUUAUCUCAUCACGAAAUGGUUUAGCUUAGCCCAUGUUACCUACUGUUCUUUCCUUCUUCCCUGUCGCCAUCGUUUUAUGUAUCUAGGAUGUGCCAACAUUCUUUAUCAAUCAAUUAUUUAAGACAUGGUGAUCAUUAUCCUGGACAUAUCAAAGGUUAUGACCACGUGAUUUCAUAUACUCUUGUUCGGGUGGUGUAUAACAACAUUGGCCAAGGUCUUCAAGAGAAGUGGUAUGCACAUAUUUCACUUCUUUGUACUUCUGGCAUUGAAGUUGCAUAUACCUAUGUUUCUAAACCUGGUCACGUUUUUAAUAAAGUGAAAAAGAGCCUAUUUUCGUACCAAGUAAUUGUUUUAAUAGCCUGGUGGCAGUGAGAGCCUCCAUCCCCUUACUGUUGACCUUUCAUUGCAAAUUUCUGUCGAUAUAUAAAUAUAUAUCGUGU